Messenger RNA from Spirometra erinaceieuropaei, 17579 nucleotides. The record is from the annotation of a GenBank genome assembly. Lineage: Eukaryota; Metazoa; Platyhelminthes; Cestoda; Diphyllobothriidea; Diphyllobothriidae.
AUGUCCUCCUCCUCCUCCUCCUCCUCCUCCUCCUCCUCCUCCUCCUCUUCAUCCUCCUCUUUCUUCUUCUUCUUCUUCUUCUUCUUCUUCUUUUUCUUCUUCUUCUUCUUCUUCUUCUUCUUCUUCUUCUUCUUCUUCUUCUCUUAUUCUCCUGAGACAGUAGCAUAUGCUUAACUCGCAAAGGAAUGUGAUGUCACAGCUUAGGUUAGAUGCACUCCUAUUAUUCAAAAGUCGUUAUAUCCAGUUGGAACUACAGCAGGUGGGCUAACUCAUGAAAUGUCAACCGAAAUUCCGAAAUGUGUUUUCGUUUCGAAAAGAUUAAACGAGUAAAAUUGUAAAACUAAUCAUCUUGCAGUAUAAGUCUAUAAUAAUUCAGUCGCCUCAGGGUGCCGGCUUUCGAAAGAACUUCUUUCCGGGCUGCAUGCAAGUACGAUAAUGUGCAAAAAUGACUACUUAAGUAGUACGCCUUUUCUCAUUGAUUUUCGAUGUCCUUAAAAAUUCAAUUGUAUUUCAUAGAAAACAUGCAUAAAAAUAUUCAUUCUUUUGCUAAUUCGGUAGGAAAUUACGUCUUCUUCCCAUUUUAUACUCGAAGGAAAAGUAUAAUUCGCUUUUAAAAAACGUUUCCAAUUCCCGGAUAAUUGUGAACCAAGACCUGCCGUUAUGCUUGCAUUUGGGGUUUCCAAACUAAAAAUCGCAUAUUUUCUACGAACGGAAAUGCAUAGAUUUCUCUACGGUAAUAAGAGAAGACCAUAUGAGGUCCAUAAAAUUUAGCAGUGGAUUUGAGCCAUAUUAGUAAAUGCAGAGUCAUGGCGUUUUAUGAACGACCAUUUAACGGUACUAGAAAAUCAAACAAUUAGAACCUUUUUAAAACCGAAUUAUACUCUUCCUUCGAGUAUAAAAUUGGAGGAAGACGUAAUUUUCUACCGAAUUAGCAAAAGAAUGAAUAUUUUUAUGCAUGUUUUCUAUGAAAUACAAUUGAAUUUUUAAGGACAUCGAAAAUCAAUGAGAAAAGGCGUACUACUUAAGUAGUCAUUUUUGCACAUUAUCGUACUUGCAUGCAGCCCGGAAAGAAGUUCUUUCGAAAGCCGGCACCCUGAGGCGACUGAAUUAUUAUAGACUUAUACUGCAAGAUGAUUAGUUUUACAACUUUACCCGUUUAAUCUUUUUGAAACGAAAACGCAUUUCGGAAUUUCGGUUGACAUUUCAUGAGUUAGCCCACCUACAGUGAGCCUUAAAGUGGAUUUACCAGUCACGGAUGAUAGAGGGCCCCACUGCCUCUUCGAAACAUCCGAUACCUGAUUAACCUAUUCCACUGAACGCGGCUUAUUGUACCUUUUGCUCCCUAUGAGGAAAGCAUCUAUUAUCACAAAUUUCAUUUGUUUUUCAUCUAAUUAAAUCGAAAGACGCAAAACACUUGCGUCUGAUUCCGGCCAAGUGAACAGAGAGGGAACUAGGAAGAAUAAAAGGUGAACUUUUGAACUUCCCAGGACCUUCCAGAAAACAGUUAGACAACUACAGUACAAAAACGUCGUUUCCUAUGCUAUGAUUGGCAGGUGGAGGAGGAGGAUGGGUCUCCACUAUCAUUCUUUUCCUUCCAACGCAAUUUUCCAGCCGCCUUCUGUUUCGGCUCCACUGCCCCUGCUACAAACGCGUUCCAAUAUUUGCGACGCGGCUGUAGGGGGAGGGUGGGGUUGGGCUGAUAAGGGGAAGUGCGAGGAAUUUUGCAGUAUUGCUAGGAAAGAUCUGUCCCCCACACAAAAUGCUUUAACCGCGGCAAGCUAUUAGGUUCGUCCUGUCCUGCAAGGCAGGCGUAGCCUUAAACUAUGCGAACUAGCUUUUAAUGACACAGACCUGUGUUAUAUCUCCCUCAUUCGUUCUUCCUACGCCAGUCGGCAAAAGACAAAGUUAUGACGAUCAAAGGUGGGCGUGGGCGCAUUUUCUGGUCGUUUAAUAACUUAUCUAGUUGUGCCACACACGACCUGCUUCGUAACCGCACACACACACACACACACCAGACUUCAUCGGGGAGGCACGAAUCAUUGGGAUCAAACAGUAGACGUAGACUGUGAAGUUUCAGUACGUUCCAUCUACAAUUCUAACGACACUUCUGGUCGUCACAUUGGAGAUAAUGGUGCUUGCACCUGUGCUACCAUUACUGGCGCUGGUGAUCGUACCUUACAGUCGUCCAGAGCAGCCGCACAUUGACAACAAAUUGGCUCAGUAUCCUGAGGAAACGGAAAUCUUUUCCUCGAGAGUGCUGAAAUCAUUUUGGCUACAUUCUCUGCCAGUCAAAAUUCUAAGUCUUGCUCCUGAUAUAUUAGCCCCAGUUUUUCCCGUAUCUAACACAACGAACAUUGUUUCUGGUGGCAAUGCUUUGCCUGGACCCAUCCGAUCCGAGAUCGUGCUGAGCUCGUUCACAGGCUAGUUAGUGACUAUUCCAAAGUCCACCGAACUGACAGAUAAAAGCAUAGACGCAAAAUCAACGUACAGGGAAUAAUCGGGUAAGAUGUAAAAGGGGCCUGACAAGCUUUGUUGAGAACUGUAGGGUGAAGGGCCCCACUAAUCUGUUGGUAGACUAUGGAUGGCGUAAUAUGGGGUUUUUUCCUGACCUCCAUUUACGGACAUCAUACUGCCAACGACAAUUACUUCCCGUGCCCACAAACCACUACUGACACUCCGUUGUUUAUUGAAAUUUUGCUUUAUAUUUAGUUUUGAUUAACGCGCUCAUUUCAGUUGCUACGCGAAAGCUUAAGAUAAGGCUUUCGGCAGAAAUCCAAACAAUUUCUGCAUUUUCUUGCAUCUCGUCAACUUACUGUCUGUUGUGCUACCCCACCCGUAAAACCCCUUUUACCACCAUUCGCGUCUGACACGAUCCACCGACAGAUAAACGAAGUCCUUCACCCUACCGUUGCCGUUUUUGUUUGUUGAGGCUGCUCGAGUUUGCUAGAAAACAGUAUGUGGACAUUAUUGUCCCUUGAUGGAUUUGUCGGACGCGCUUGCUAGAGGGAGUUGCCUCUACGGUUCUAUGACGAACACAGAAUCGGGCCAAAAUGUCAAGGGCACGUGCCAAAUUCUGCAGACACCAAUACGUUUUGGUGUUUUCGUAUGCACUUAUGCCCCUCCUUAAGAAUUACUUCUUAUUACGAUUUAUCGCCUAAACUAAUCGUUGUAGACCAUGCAACAACGGAAUGGAACUUCUGCCUGAAGUCCUCUUCUUCACCAUCUUUCUCGCGAUGAGCCAACUAAUUCUACAUCGCACACCUUUCCGUCCGCGGUGACUGCAUUCACAGACGUCCGCCGUUCACCACCCUUAUAAGCCUGAUUUGUAAAACGGGCGGGAAAUCACCUCGUUACAGCGAGCGUCGGCGUUCGAAUUUCGGAUAGGUCAGAUUAUUUGACGGAAAAGCGCGCAGGAAAAAUAAAUAAUCGAGUGAGACAAAAAAAUCGCAUCCGACGCAACAGUCAAAUGUCAGCCUGCCAAACUGUUCUCGGAGUUUACCAGGUUUCACUGACGUCGGUAGAUUCUUUGAAGAUCGCAGCCCACUCUCGUGCGCCAACGCUACUAAUGAAUGUGGUUAGCGAUCCGACGACGGCCGCUCUGCGAAUCGUCCCACGCCUUCCAAAAAGAGUGUGCAAGAUAGGCACAUACACGGGAAGGAGGGGGGGGGGAGGUGGCAUUUGUAAGUUUCACUCAACUCUGCAACGGCCCUUUGGAAGGGGCAACAAGUUGGUCGCCCGUUGCUAGGCCCAAUGUGUUUAUCGACACAAACGUCUGCCCCUUCCCCGCGGGACUGACCUUAACUAGUUUUAUUGGAACCUAGAAUGGCGUCCGAGAGAUCGGACGUGAAAAGGAGGGGGGUGAGGGGUGUUGGCAGCAUCGUAGAUUUAUAUCUCCUAUGUGAAACGGAAAUUAACUGCCAUGACGCCCACCUUCGAACCCAGUUCGCCCUCUACAUUUGCCUAUGGACCUGCCAUGGUGCUGACCCCAGCCGAAAGUUGUGGAGGUCACACAUGUGUAAAUACAUGGUCUGUAAUCACCCCCUCAGGAAAACGACCGCAUGUGUAGUUCUUUCAUUCCUCGGUGUGAUGCCGGAAACAGGCAGCAUAAGAGAAUAAAAGUGUUGGAAUCAGGGAACACCACCCAUAAAAAGAAAACAAGACAGUUAAGCUUCAGUUUUAUCUCCAGUCAACCGGACUACAUGGUCUAACUCAGGCAAGCAGUCUCACGAGUAUAAUCCACUCCCUGAUAUGUACUGCCUUAUCUUCGGUUGAGACGCUGCCUAACUUUGGGAAAGGAAAAGUGAAAAAAGUUACUGCGUGCAGCAGUAUCAUCAGGAGCGUAGGGUUUUCCCCUGCUUUCCCUUUAUCUUUGAAGCAAUCGCCCAGCUAGAUGAUGGAGUCCAAUUGAAUUGUGCUUGUUACUGAGACUGGAUGAAGGGGGAGUGAAUGCACACGUAAAUACAGCCGUAAUGGAAACAGCUUUUUCACUAGCUGAUGCGAGACGAUGGAGUACUUAGGCCUGGGGGUGGACAGGGAAACAGGCCUGAAUUCCUGGCCAAAAACAAUUUUCAAAUUCCUCUCCUUAAGUCAUUUUCGGUAUGGCUUUGCCGACGGGCAUUCUUGAGGACGCGGUCAGGGCGACAACUAUAGCCUUCAGUCUUCCUUUCUCUCCUCUUGCCUGUCUCUGUCCGCAAUCUCACCAACCCCCUCCCCUCCCCCGCCACCACCCAAGUCCGUUUUUCUUAUUGACAUCAACACAGGCACUUUCGGCCACCAUCACCGCCACCCCUCCCCCCAGAACGUUUUCAGGGCCUGAUACCAUAAACUGUCAUCGAAACAAAGUCAACAGCAGCCCAGUGGUGGAGUGGGGAAACAAGGGCUUUGAUUUCACUACGCUCUUUGGACGCUUCCCCUGCCCGUCUAUUCCCCCUCGUCUUUUCACUCCGUUACGGACUCCGACGUCCAUUUACUUGCAGCUGGAGAGGCAGUGCUGAUUGAGGAGGGGGGAGGGGAUUGGGGAUGCUUGCAUGACUGUUGCUUUCGUAAAAACCAGGCAGCACUGUUACAGUAGCAACGAAUGCAGAUUGUUCGGACGCAUUAGCACGAGGCAGAGACACAGCCCGGAAGAGGUCGGUCACGUACGAUAGAGAAGAGAUAAAAGCUACGUGGUUGCUGCUGGUACUGCUGCUGCUGCUGUCGCUGCUGCUACGGAUGCCGGGUUGCAAUCGGUCUUGUUUGAAUGCGAUAGCGGUGGUCAGAGAACGAGUCUAAGUGGGUAUGGGGAGCCUGUUUUGGAUUCGGGGGAGCAACAAAAGCGCUUUAAAGGUAUUGUAAGCUGACUGGUGGGAGUCUGCAGAGGAUGAGUGGAAUUUUCAGAAUUAACAUGCCUCCACGACAGGCCAGUCUGAGCCUCGUUUGCCUCCCCCCACACUUCAUCUAGCAACCGUCUCAAGCACGAAAUAAAAAGAGUUGAAAGACACGAAAAUUUGGAUGGGCGUUUCACCUAGUUGCACGCAACUCCCCGUAGCCGUAACUGCUUUUGCGGGCGAGGAGGAAGAUUGUAGUCAGGGUGCAGACGUACAUGGCAGGUCAAAAGGAAGUAGAAGGGGAAUAGCUGAAAGUCAGCGUCCGUGAGUUAAAAAUGUCAUUAAAAUGCAUGUUCGCCAAAAUCAUAGACAGACUUGCACAUUCUUUCGGUCGGCCUUCUGACAGGGCAGCAGACCCAUCUAAAUGGACCUUUUUUGGAUUUAUUCAGAAGCCCAAAAUACCUGUGGCCAAGAGAGAAAUAAUUGUUUUACACAGAAGCAGCUUGUGUACAGAUCUGUCCAUUUUGUCUUGGAGCUUAGGACCUAAAGACUACACAGGCUGUUAAAUGUAGGUAGUAAUUAGGAUAGGCCUGUUCAUUCGACUGUAAGUCGAACGAGUAUUCCGGCCCUCAGUUGACGUGGCGUCAGCCCAUAGUGUGGUUAAGAGUGUCUUUCCCAGUAAUCAACCGACUUCGAUUUACAUCUCAGCUAUGCGCGAUUGGUUCAUGUUAUCAAAUAAUCCAAAAAUGACUAUUUUGCCUUCUCAAACUUCGUCAGUACAGUUGCCGACUAGAGCUUCCUUCCGUAUAAUGUCUAUCUCCACGUGCUACUGUUCGGACGCCUAACUGGCAGCGUGCAAAAAAUUAAAAGACUUGAAAAUCGAUACACUUUUUAUUCAAAAACUGUAAGCCAUGCAAAUUUCAACAAAAUAUAAUUCAACACUUGGCAGUUCGGGUAACUUUUCCCUCACCCUAGAUAAGGGCAUUUUAGAAAAUCGUGUAUUUUCUUAGGCAAGUACGGCGAAUCAGUAGGCGAACGAUGUUCGGGCAACCUUUUACACGCCAAGUGCCUUUGAUGCGAUUUUUGACUGCUUUUCUAUUUUCUCCUAGGUUAUAACCACCAUGUCUGACGCCAAACCCAUGGUCCCCGCGUCCGUUAGCGCGCCCUUUUCUAGCAAUGAUGGGACUACGAUUCCGGCCAGAAUGGUCGCCACAGUGGGACAGCAGGCGCAACAGAAACAAACGACUGUGCCUAAUAUCAGUGAAGGCGCAGUCUUCGGUUUGAUGAAGUCCCUGAAAAGCCAGCCAAGUACCUCGAACGCCAUCGCUGGGUGGCCAUCGGGGUUCACCGGUUUCUUCAGCCCUCUACCUCAGCCCACUCUGAUAGGUGGCCAGGUGGCCAACCAUCAACAACGACAGCAUCGGCAUCAGUCACAUAUUGGCGAAUCAGCCAACGCCACCGGCACCUCCAAACUCUCCCCAGAACCACCGGACGUCCUUAGUGCGGCCGGCACGGCGGCAAAUUUAACUUCGGUAAAAGCACAGAAGCGGCACUCCCCACUAGAGGGCGGCAGUGACAGCAGCACCGUUCGUGGACAGGUGACAGUGGCCGACGCCGAAGUCGAACCGGACGAGCAGCAUAAGAGGCAACAACAGACUGACGAGUUGAGGCAGAGCUUUCUGGCCACUGCACUGUCAAUGAUGACUGCAACGGCAACAGGGCCAACGUCAAGCGGUCUUCUGGGCUCUCUCUUGCCGUCUGAAGCACAGAAGCUGGUGAACGGCAUUCAACAGACCCCCAGUGAAGAAGCAGGCAGACCACAAGUACCCACCGAUCUGGCGACAUGGGAGGAACUCGCUUUGGCCUCCCGUUUCUUCCCUACCUUUCUACCACCGUAUGGGUCCAGUGAUUCAUCCCAGACAGAUGGCCGAGUGCAAGAGGCAGUUGGCCAACUGGGCUACCUUCCACCACCACCGCCCAACCCAUCGGGGGUGGGAGUUCAACUUCCAACGUCCAAUCCCUUCUACAUGUCAGCGGACUUUGAAGAUCAUAAUUCGAGCACGAGCCUAUCCGCAGGUCUUCGAUUCUGCACAAGCACUUCUCCAACCCAUGCCUUUUCUUCUCUCUUUGGCUGUCCAAGUUUUAAUUUCUUAAGUAGCCUGCCCCAAGCCCCCCGUGGAGAUGAGGAUUUUUGCGAACUCUGCCAAAAACACUUCUGCAACAAGUACUACUUACGCAAGCACAAGACAGAUGUACACGGUAUUCCGACGGAACCCUUCACACAGAGUAGACGUCGAGAUUUACCGUCAAAGUCCUUCGCACUGGCAGACCCUGAAACAAGCAAACCGGCUCCAUCGAUUAAUUCCACUGACUGGACAGGUGUGUUACCCUGUUCCGCGGCGCUUCAGCAGUCUGACGAGACCGCUUUAGAGGAAAGUGUGGUCUGUAGAAAGAACUCUGUGGAUAGCCAUACUAACUGGGGCAAUCAGCCGCCAACCCGUGCGGGGAAUCCCGAAACUGGGGAAUGUGUGGCCACGAUGAAGUCCGAUGAGAGCGUCUUGUGGUCGAGAGGAACAGAACAACAGAAGCCAUCAUCUGCAGAUGGUACGAUCCCCUUCGAUACUUCAUUAUUCCCACUUCAUAUUCUCAAACAAGCUGAAAGCAGCAGUACGCAGAGAAACUCCUCGACGGUUUCCUUCGGGAAUGCAGCAUAUACUAGAGAAUCAAACAAAAUAGAAUUGUCAGAGCAUGCAACAUUCAUCCCCCCAAAGUUGAGUACCAUCACAGAAGCUUCAUCAGUCACGUCGGCAACCUCCCUAUCAUCCAAACAGACCGGAGGCUUAAACGCUGGGGCACUAGACAUGUUUAAGUCCAGCAUGGCUGCAGCAAAACUGGCUGACCGUGUAGUCUGCGACCUGUGUAGAAAAGAACUCUGCAACAAGUACUUCCUGCGUACUCAUAAAAUCAAGGUACACGGUCUGUCGCCGCAGGAGGUCGGCGGUCCAGUCCCCCGUUCUUCUCUGGCGAAGUCAUUUGAGAAGACCACAGAGACCGCUGUUUCCACCAGUUCGGACGCACCUAAGUCGGCGACGACGGCUACUUCUGGUGGCUUGGUCCAAAAGCCUGGCCCGCUCGACUUUAGCGUUUUGGCUUCUCCCUUCCUAGGAUCGGGGAGCACGACGGGUAGCCAACCCGACAAGUUACCGUGUCCACCGCUCCCGUUUGGGUCCUUUCCUGGAUUCCCCCUGCUGCCUCAAAUUCCAGCUCCUCUAGGAGGACUUCCUCUCCCCGUGCCAUGGUUUCCCAUGAUGACAACCACAUCGACACUCUCAGAGGAAUCGAACUCCUUCCUGCCACCUCCUUUGACCUCCACCGUGGUCACGCCUCAGAUCACAUCAGUAAAUCCUGUACAGUCUGAAGGGGGGACAAUGCCCCUGCAUGUAGAGCCUCCACCACAGCAGUCACUGACCAGUUUUCCCGAACCACACCUAAAGGUUGUCGACCGACAGCACUUCGAAAACGGAGGUGCUCACUUUGAGGAGACUCAGCCCACCAAAUGGAACAGGGAAGCCCAAUCGGCUGCGGCGGAGCGGCAAGAUGCUGAGCCUAUGCACUCCGCGAUCCAACUGAUGUCGACUGAUGCAUCGGUCAAUUGUCCCCUGUGCGACAAUACAGUGGGACCCCGCCUCUUUCUGCCCACGCAUCUCACCUCGGCGCAUGGUCUCAGCCCGACUGACCCUUCCUUCUUCAUAUUUGUUCUGGGUGCUCGAAUGUCAGAGCAACCGAAUCAUCGACGGGCCUCAUCUUCAGGCCUUCAAGAAACACCAGGAGCUGACGUGGCCUCUCUCAUUGGUCCAGCCGGCACCAAGCCGACCUCACCUUGCGACAGGACCCCCAAAGUGAGCAACACUUCCACUGCGGCUGACCAGUUUCUACCCUACUCAGCGGCCAACCUCGUUAAUCCGCGAUCCGUUUCGUCGGGAUUGAAUAUCACAUCGCAGUCGAUUGCCAAUGUUUUGGAUAGCCUUCAGGAUGCAGUAAAAGCUCAGAACUCUACCGCCACUGACAACAUAUCCGGUAUGCCGCCAAGUAGGUUUACUGUAAAUUCUUAAUUUUAAUGAAUCGAAAGUGAGAAAAUUUUCUUGAAACGUUAUAUGUGUCCGGCUGGUGUAGUCUGAAGCCUUCUACGCAAAAGUAUCUUGCCUAUUACAUAAGCAGUUACCUUUGCCACCUGGGGUAUGUCUGAGAAAUUUAUUGUCAUGUAGAAACCACUGCUAGGUCAGUUAGAUGUCAAUAUUAUUCUUCCUCCUAUUUCCACUCAUCUAUCCCUUUAUCCUAAACGGUAAUAUACAGUCAUAUUGUUUUUAAACUGUGUACUACGCAGAAGACCAAACAUUUAAUAGUGCAGCGUCCCGCUUAAGCAUGCUGAGAAUGGUGCGGAUGAUGAAAAGAAUAUUUUCAGGCAAAUAUCCUUCUUUGGUGGAAUGGGGGAAUCGAAAGAGGCAAAUAUUAGAGAUGGUCACGAAACAUUGUAGAGGUUUUAAAUUAUUCGAGCCCUAAAUGUAUUGAUGUGCGUCCAUUAUCCCCAAAAUUACUAAAUUUUGCUUGAAAAACCUCGACCAUAAACAUUAUUUGCGCAUAUCAAGCGCUAUUUUAGCUUGCUCAGCCAAUCUUGAAAUUGUUGUCCAAGGGAGAACUUUUCAGAGCUCGAACGAUUUUUAAUAUUUGAGUUUUCCUUGAACCCACUUGCACUCGCCAGAGGGAAGCAUACGAACGACUGCGGUUGUCGCUGGGAAAACCUCUUUGAUUUUCCCCCCGAGUGUCUCCGUAACACAGGGCAAUUGGCGUGAAUGACUUUCACCUCACCCAAAUACAAUCCAGGUUUCCAUGUUAAGUUUUUUUCGACGGUCACAACCGCAAAGUGGGGUCGAUGAAGCGAGAGAAUUGCUAUGCUUGCAAAAGAUUAACUCAUUCAUUUUUACACAAUGAUACUGAUAAAGAUGCGGGUGUACGAUUCAGACAAAAGUUAAGCCAUGGUAGGAAUUAUCAGCCCUGAUAUUACCCCUCGAUAAGUCAUUAACUAACACAACGUACGACCGUAAAUGGAAGCAGGAGGUCUCAAAACGGCGGUUUGGGCUGAAACGUAAAAGCAAUGCUGAUGGGAAUGUCACCAGGAACUAAAAUAUCUCAGCGCUACAACUGAAGCCUUCUGGGCAGACGGUAACUGCCACUGAGAUCAAAAGUACCAAAAAUGCAUGAACCCCGGGGUUUUAUGCAGCGAACAGACAGACAGUGGGUACAAUAGAGGAAUUGCACUUCACCCUAGGAGAGCCACUGAUAGGCUAAUUGAGUGGUCAAGAAAGUGCCAUAACCCCCUACAUUUAAAAUCCUCUCUGGCUCUCUGUCAACGGACGGCUACAUAAGGGUCGUAGGUUAUCAGCUGGAGUAUUACUGUUUAACUGGUUUACGGCUCCUUAGUUAAUGACAUGUAUCGACAAUGCCUUUAGGUGCACUGACUUGUACAUUCCGUCCUUUUUGUUGGAUUCUAGCAGACAGCUCCGACUUUGCUCAGCUAUCACCGUUAACCUGUGCCGUCUCACUCACGGACUCCUCAAGUAGCAGCAGUAGUGGUGGUGGCGGCUACACCAGUUCUCACAUCAGUGAUGCGAACCCAUCGCUGCUGCCGCAACAUCCAGCCCUCGCUUCAGUCGGCCGACCUUCUCUGGUGGGCAUCCCUGGGGCCGCUUCUGCCACCAACCAGUUCUUCUCGCCCUUCAGUUUACCAACCAGCGGUGAUCGCACAUCAUCUUCGGUCGGCCACCUUGUGAUCCCCCCGCUGGGGUUCAUACCGCUGCCAGGAUCGCAUGGUCCAGCCACUGCGGUGCCACCACCACCACCACCGCCACCGUCGUGCGCCCUCACAUCUGUCGUCUCGGAGACUGCGCCAUUCCGUGGACCACCACAAAUGGUAAACACCACAAAAUGGAACCCAGUACAGUUGGCUGCCUCCGGCCUAACUACGUCUGCCGGCUCAAAGCUGAGUCAGGUCUCGGGCACAGGUCAAUCGCGAAAGUCGCCCAACCAGAUGAGAGUGCUGUGCAACAUUUGCAAUAAGUGGAUCUGCAACAAAUAUUUCCUACGCACUCACAAGGCCAACAAACAUGGUAUCACGGAGGGUUCUACUGCCGCAGCAAACAACCCCAGCAACACGACAAUGGCUUCAGCAUUGACCGGCACAACCUCCAAAACCUCCUGCACAAUCCCUACAAUGUCGAAUACUGUAUGCAGUCAAAACAGCAGGGCAGUGCCUCUUAUUUCGGAAUUUUCUGACGAGGGUCCUGUCGGCUUCCAAACGACAACACAAACCAACGGGGCCCCGGAUUUGGAGGAGAAGUACCGCUGUCCUCCGCAAUUGAGCCCUGGUCUUUCUGUCCUCUCCAUGUGUCCCCCGUUCCACCUGGAGGCCCUACACUCACAGAUUAUGGCUGACCGCAGAGCCGAGGAGAAAACCGUGCCGGAGGGCAGCUGUGAGGAGUUCUUGGCGCUCGUAUCGGCAGCGGCUGCCGCGGCCAAGGCAAAGGAGGAUGCUCAUAUGAUGCAAACUGAUCUGACGAGGCUCACCAUGCCCUGGCUGUUCCCCGGUGCCCUCCGUAGCCUGCCUGGUGGAAAAGACUUCCAACCAUUCUUCAACAGUCUUUCUUCUGACCUUUUCGAGAGGAAUCACGAGCGCAAGUCAGAUGUAAGUUCUUUCCACUGACUCCUGUAUUGCAAGAAUUAAAAGCACAAAGAAAGUCUUGUUAUCUCAUAGUUUCUGCAGUGUAAUUUGAGAGCACCGCUGUCCACAAUAUUCCAGCCGCAAGGAAGAAGGGUCCUUCGCAAGUGAAUCCCAAGGCAAUCCUGAAAAGUGGUGAAUAGCUAUCGACAAAAAGGAUGAAAGUCUCUCAUUAAAGUAACCACAGUCAUAACAUCCUCCUCAUCUUGGAUGCAAUGCCAAAAAUCGUUCCGAUACCUAAAUCCAAAACAUUACGUAUUACAGUUACGAUUUCUACCCGUAACUAGACACAAUAGAGACGGAAGUGGAGUAUCAUAGGUUUAUAUUAAAGACAAUUUGGGUGACGCAAGUGUUUAAAAAUUGUUUUUAGAGUAAAACUGCUGUGGAGAACGGUCUGGAACGAAGACAGAAACAGUUCGGCCUUAAAGCUAAUUAACCUCAAAUGGGAACCGAUUAGAAUUUUAGAGAGAAGUAUUACUCUUGCACUUCCCUCUGGUCUUUCCCUUCUACUUCCCAUUACGAUCGUCUCAUGCUCUCCCCAUGAAUGAUUUGGCUAUCAUUUUUUGCAAUAUUUUACAGGCUGGUGACAAAGGACACCCCCUUAACCUCUCACUGAAGUCCAGCCCUCCGCCAAGUGCUAAAAGUGAGACGGUUGUGUCCACGCCUCCAAAUCGGACCUCACCUGGUAUCGAGAAUAGCAGACGCAAGAAUGAAGCAGAAGAUGCGUAUCUUCCACAUGAGAUCCGACCGGGCUGCGAAAGUGAACCCUCACAGAGAACGGUGAGGUGUAAGAAACGACGUAGGCGACAGAAAAUGCCCCUCUCCAAGGAACAUAUAUUUUCAGCCCGAAUUCAGGCUUACCGGUCCUGGAGCAGCUUGCGCGAAUAUGUCACUAAGCUGUUGACCAGGGUGCACAAGCAGUGCUUGGUGGCCCAGAACGCUGAAACCGCCUCGAAACGCGGACGUCUAAGGUCCGUACACACCAACUUGGAUCGCAGGAGAAAAGUAAAGGUGAGUAACAAUGCUAGAACUGCCAGACCUUGUAGAAAUCGCAUUUUUCGCCAGUUAUGCACUACGAAAAAUAGGUCUCGAGCAAUUGGUCCAGUUUCGCCUCCUCUAUGCAGAAAUGAUAACUUCAUCUUCCUUGGCAUAACUGCAGAGUUUUAAACUGAAUCUGCUCCUGCUGAACAACAUGACCUUAACAUAACUGAAGGACUAUGAAUUACUAGAGUUUCCGAUUGUUUGCCAAGACCAAAACGUUAAACAACAAGCUAACUGGGGAAUUAAUUUUACUAGAAAUUGGGUAAAUGAUUAUUUAAUUUCUUCUUAGUAAAUUGCCCACUCAAUACUUCAUUUAACAAGGCAUUACGGGGAGUGGUCUUUGGAAAUCGUACAUUGAGCUCUUACCCGUCCUCAGAAAGGCUAUUUUGACGAGGGUAGGUUAAACUGCCCGGGCCCCAAGUGUAAGCGCGAUGCGGGCAUUGAAAGUAAAGUAAGCUGACGGAGGAUGCUGAAAUCCGUAGUGAGGAAAGAAGCCGAGGCGGAAGCGGUAAAGGCAACCUAAUCUAUGACAAAGCUGCCGUGAGAUUGAAGGAAGCCUAGGAUGCCCGAAGAAGACCUGACUGACAGGAAACGCGGACAGCAAUACCCCAGACCUAAUCGUAGAUCGAACCAUAACCUCAAAAGUAAACCUAAUCCUCAAUGUAAUUAUAAACCUAACACUAUCCCUAAACUGAACACUUUACCCAACAAUAAAUUUACCACAAACCCCAGCUCUAACCCUAAACCUAGCCUUAACCCUGGCCCAAAUUUUCACAUAACCCUAAACGUAACUCAAAUUCUUACCCAGACCUUAUCCAUGACCCCAGCCUUAGCCGUCACCCAACCCUAACCCCAUCCUUAAAACUAAACGCAAACUUAAACCACAAUCCAAACCCUAACUCUAUCAGGACACCCCUAAACUUAACACAAACCCCAACUCCAAUCUCAAUUUUCAGCCCGACACUAAUCCGAACCCCUAGACUAACUCUACCUCUAAACCGAGACAUUGGGAUAUCCUUUUCCGUUUUAGCUUUGGCUACUCUCUCACUAACAAUUUCAGCAUCCUCCUUCGGCUUACCUUAUCUGAAACGCCCACAUUACGCCUACACUUGGGACCAGGACAGCGUAACCGACCCUUAUCGCUACAUAUAUUUAAGUUCUGCUAAUUACAGAGGCUUAUCAGAAUCUGCACAAUUUUGGAGAUAUUUCGAAAUAGAAAAGGUCGGCAUCUGAGAAAUCGGACAAAUUGCUUGCGCUGGAAGAAUAAUUACGCCAAGAAGGGCAAUUCAUUAAGAACUAAAAAAAACAGAAUGCAUUAAUGCCAAUCCGUCUGCGCUUUCGCAUGAACUAGCAGUCCUUUAUUCCCUACGGCCUUCGGGCAUAUUAACAAGUUCCGUGUUCCGUUAAACGUUGUAAAUAACAGCACUGGGGAGCUACAUUCCUCAAUUCGGGGAUUUCAUUGAUUUUUAAGAUCAUCGUCUUCUUUAAGGCGUACUUCAGACAUCAAAACACGGGUAAGCAUCCGAGAUAUGUAGUUUUCCCCUAAUGCCGACAAAACAACCGGAAAUGUUGGAUAAGAACUUCCUUAUGCAGUCAGUGACCAAGCUCAUGAAAUGUUAACCGGAAUUUUGAAAUGCUGCCUAAGUAGUAUGCAUUUUCCCGCCGACUUUCUGUAUGCACAUAAACUCAAACAUAUUGUGCAGCAAACAUUGCCAAACUGUCUUUUCUUAUACUUAUUUGAUGGCAGAUAGUGUCUUCAGCAUGGUCAGUACUUGAAGGAAGGAUAUCUUUCAGUCUCAGAAAUUUUGUUGUUGUGGAAUUUUUUGAGACUAUUAAAUGCCCAUCCAAAUGGUAUCGUGCAAUGUAGUUCACAUCCAUUGGAAAAUUAUGUGAUCUCUGUAUGGUAUCUUCUUAGUAGCGUAGAGGAAUGUACGAUUUUCUUCACAUGGAAGCUAUGCAGCGUAUGAUAUGAGUGGCAGGUCGGGAUCAAGUUAUUCAGAAAUUGGAAAACGCGUUUGAGUCUUAGAUAUAUUUUUUUCUUUGAGUAUAAAAUUCGAAGAAAACAUGACCUGUCACCAAGUGAGUGCAAGAAAGAAAGCUUUAGCUAUGUUCUCUACAAAGUACAUUUGAAUUUAUAAGGACAUCGAAAAUGAUACAAACAAUGAAUGCUACUUCAGAAGGCAUUUUUAAAGAGUCCGGUUUUGCGGUCGGUCGAAAAGGCGCACAUCCGAAAGCCGACGUUGGGGAUUGUGCUGCACAACCCGUUUGAGUAACCCUUCCUAAUUGAAAAUGUAUUUCAAAAUUUUGGCUGACAUUUCAUUGGUCACUGACUGUAUUUCAAGUAAAAUACAAUCAGUCAAAUUUGUCCGCAUGAAUUUGAUUUUAAAACAAGUUUUGCCUGACUAAUGUAAAACUAUUCGAUUUCCUCCUUCUGCAAUUCCCACAGCAAAACAAUACUUUGACAGCGAAAUCUAAUUAGAAUGGGUAAUUUAGGAAAUGGAGCAUAUAAAUACGAGCCAUUAUGAUAAAAAUUCAGGCUACUAAAGUAAAAAUCAGCAAUAUUCAGAAAAUCGUCAGGGGAAGGACAUAGGGUUCUUCAUUGUCGGUAUGCACAGCUCACCAACGAACAACUGCCACAUUUCGGGGCGUGAUGCGUUAUAAGAUGUGACGUAGUGAGACCACCGACAAAAAAAUUUUGCGCUAAUUUUGUUCUACUGGUGGACUGCGAAAACGAUACCCUGCGGCUAUCCCCGGCACCACAACUUUUGCGCAUGGCUAAAUUCCCACUGUACCUCGUAUUACAUCCUUGACAACCUGAGUAUAUUGGCCAGCAGCCCGCAUCUCGUACAGCCAUAGAAAAAACUUAACUUAAUGCGAAUAAAAGGGCAUCUUGAGUUAUCAGAACCACAAAUAGUUAUGCGAAUGGGAGGAAUUAAUAGAUGGGUCGUACUCCUAUUUGGACUCUCCAUUGCUUUUGCCCUUAGCUCUCCAUCCCACAGUUACUACCCCCUUGUUAUGCUGACAUCAUUUCGUCACAAUCCCAUUGAACUCAUGAUUCCGAGUCGGUGGUGCCAGGAUUGAAGGCUAAACUACCAUGAAUCCACAAAUAUGAAUAUUUUAGCUGAGGAAGAGAAAGAGGACAUAAGGGUGGGUGGAAAUUCUCCAGAAAAACGGAAUUAGUGUUACAAUGUGCCCACCUCCGUGUCUUAUGUUAAUUACACCGAUGGUCAUGCGGCUUAAUGGUUAGUGGAAAGUGAUAUCGAUUACAUUUGUGGGAAUUUGGUGAAUUAAGCAAACUAAAACACUCGCUUGUGUCUCCAUACGUGGCAUAAUUGUACACAGGUCAGAGAAACAGGCAUGCUGUCAACAUCUGCUCCGACAUGGCGCCUAACCGCAAGAAACUUCGCAUGCGUCCAGUCUGAUUGGCUUUACGCAUGCUGCCCAACAGGCGGCAGGGACAACAGCAACAGCAGCAGCAGCAGCAGUCGCGGACGCUGAUCCUGCCAACUUGUCAAGACACUGACGGCUGUCAGGACUGCAGAGCAGGACAUACAUAAAUGGCUAACUGCACCCUGUAGCCAGACAUGCACAAACGCAGUCGUGCCGAGCGAUUUUCAUUUCUUCUCCGUCAGGGAGCAGAUGUAGCCAGGCUGUCGGAUCGCGUCACAAGAGCAGUGGCUAACUUACAUAUUGCAGUUUUGCCCUUCUAACAGCCUUUUUUCCCUUCAUGUCUCCUGUCAUGGCAGAAUCAGCACAGGGCGCGGGGAUCGACAACGAAACGAAGUGUGCGAGAGAAAGUGACAAAACUGACUGGCGGGAGCCGGGAGUGUCAGCCAAGGCGAGGUGAGCCCUGGCAUAACUUGUGUCAGACCUGCGGAGCUUGGUUCAAUAAGCGCAGUCAGCUGGAGGCUCAUCUAUACUCAGCUGGGCACCACCGCUUCAGUCGUCCCAAAUCCUCCUCAGGCCCUAGUAGCCAGGAGGACUUCCAAACUGGAGUUUACAACUUAUCGAUUGAUAAACACGAUGCAAAUCGAAGCCCCAAUGGCCCUUCAGGUACCCAGUUUUCGAGUGAAUCUUCACUGCCCUCUGCGCUUGAGGUUAUAGCGUCGUCCUCAAAUUCCGCCCCUUCCCCCAAUACUGUUACCUCCGGCUCUUUUCCGGACACAGAACGCUCUUGCUCCAAUAGUCAAGAGACUCCCGGGUCGAGUUUUCUGCGCUGUCAAACAGGCAUUUGGUGGCAGAGGUGCGUUUUUGACGGCCCUCCGGGGACAGAUGAUUCGCCGCUGGAACUACGCAUCCGUCCGCUCCCUGUGGGUCCCCUGCCAAAUUCAAUUGCUCCAGUCUCCUUACCAUCUACCCAAUUUCCAUUUUCUCUUAACGAUAUUCAGCGGAUUAGCGAGGCCUGUACGCCAGUGAUACGACCGCUCUCUGGUCUGACCGAGACUACUCCCAGCAUGUAA